Messenger RNA from Chaetomium fimeti, 2598 nucleotides. RefSeq names its product fungal-specific transcription factor domain-containing protein. The coding region runs from base 148 to 2481 and encodes 777 amino acids. NCBI's taxonomy places the organism in Eukaryota, Fungi, Ascomycota, Sordariomycetes, Sordariales, Chaetomiaceae. The transcript is spliced from 2 exons. Gene Ontology annotation, biological process: regulation of transcription by RNA polymerase II; DNA-templated transcription. The record is from RefSeq and is a predicted model, not a curated record. Gene Ontology annotation, cellular component: chromatin. Gene Ontology annotation, molecular function: zinc ion binding; RNA polymerase II cis-regulatory region sequence-specific DNA binding; DNA-binding transcription factor activity, RNA polymerase II-specific.
UGCUGUGAACUGACGCGACGGGAUCUAGAUGCCCCCAAGGAGAUCUACCGUUGCGACAUUGCCGGGUGUGAGCAGAAGUUUGUGCGCGCAGACCUCUUAGCCCGCCAUAGGAAGCGGCACUCCUCUUCGUACAUUCCUCGGAACCGGAUGCCAAGUUUCAGCGCAACUACGGACUCAUCCCCUCCAGCUACCGCUGUCUUGUCGCCGACCACCACGGCCGAAUCCCGUGCGGCCCUCCCCCGGGUCCCGCACGACGCUGCCAUCUUGCUUGGCCGUGACUCGAACUCGAACUCGAACUCGAACUCGCAACCGUCUCCGUCUCUCCCAAACCCUGACCCGCGCAGGAUGCACCAACACGCCGGCUGGCAUCCCCAACUGCCCGAUAUGGGCGCCUGCAACAUCAUCCGCCCCAAGCCAGGCUACUACCCCCAGCAGGAGCAACGAGUCCCGGAACAGUCCACCCCUAUGCCCUACCACACAGCCGAGUUCCAGCCGGAUGAUAUAUCUCGCGAGAACUUUGCAGUAUGGUUGUUCAACCCUCACGCCCCCUUCGGCGAAUUCAACGUCUCCUCCCAUGUGCCCUUCGUCGACGGUGGCCUGGAGUCGACGCUCAACAACAACAUCCACUAUGACUACGAGUCGCUAACGAGCGGCCGAUCUCAACUGGAGACCCCGACCCGCUUCGUUGAGACCGAUGAGCUCAUCUCCGAGUUUCGCCGCCAGGAGAUACUGCGAUGGUUCCAGGUGUUCCGCCAGAAGCAGCCCAAGGCGGAACCCCUCGUCGCAAACCUCGCCCAUGACGGUAGCGGGGACAUCCCCGCGCUGGGCCUCGAGAUGAUGCGCGACUGUUUGCAGGAGUAUUGGGACCGCGUGUCGCCGCGGCUUCCUAUUGUUCACCAGCCGACCUUCUCGUGCAACCGAUGUUCAAUCUUUCUCCUCAUGGUCAUGGUAGCCCUGGGCGCUGUUUCACUGCGCACCAGGGACGCAACCGGAAACCUAGCCGACUACGGCGGUUUUGCGGACAUGGUCAUCCUCGGGGUGAGGUCCGAGAUUCUCACGGCCGAGGAGGCCCAACCUCCGGUCUCGCUCUGGGUAUCUCAAGCUCUAUUGCUGCUGGAGUUUUACGAAAAGAUGUACUCGUCCCGUCGACUUCACGAACGGGCUCACAUCUACCAUGUCGUUGCGCUCAACCUUCUCCGGCGAGGAAGCCCCCUUAUUGGCCGCUCUGGAAGCGAAUCACCCCCCGAGGUGCCGUCAGCCGAGCAACCACAGGGUGUCGCCCUCGAUUCUCAUACCUGGUGGUGUCGAUGGGCUGAGACCGAAGCAAUGCAUCGUGUCGUCUUUGCCGCAUUCAUGACAGACACCAUCCACGCCGCCAUGUUUGGGCACGCGGCCGACAUGGCGCCUCACGAGAUCAGACUUCCACUCCCCUGUGAUGACAAUAUGUGGACCGCAUCAAAUCCGGACACGGUGCGCCAGCUUGAUCAGAACCUCCGCAUGUAUGGCAUCAGGCCCAUAUCCUUCCUGGACGGCCUCAAGCGUGCCUUGCAUGGCAAGGAAGUCAAGACCCAUUCCUUCGGUCGCAUGAUUAUCAUGUCUGGCCUCUUGAGCGUUGGAUGGCACCUCAGCCACCGAGAGACACAUGAAAAGUGGCUCGAUUUGACCGCCCCGGCCACCGAAACACAUGAGGCAUGGAAGAAGACACUGUUGCGCGCGUUUGACGACUGGAAGCACAGUUUCGACGGUGCUCAAGGUGCAGCGGGGAACUCAAGCCUCGCCGACGCCCCGGGAUCGAAUGGCCCUGUCCAUAGCGCCGCGAUCCUCUACCACUUGGCGCAGAUCAGCUUGCACGUUGAUAUUAUCGACUGCCAAGUGUAUAGUGGCGCCAAACGGUUGCUCGGAAGAAAGGUGUCAGUCAGAGACUACACCAACGUGGUCGCUAGGAUGAGAGCAUGGGCCGCCCUGGCGUCAACUCGCCAUGCCAUCCUACACGCCUUCAAACUCCUUCACCGGGUUCUGGUUGACCCGCGACGGAGUGCAAGCACUGCCGAUCGCGAGCGGCUCGAUAUUGGGCCUGGCGUUGUGAGCCUGCCACCAAUCGAGGUUCAGACGUACUCUUGCCGCACCGAGCCGGACCCGCACCGGCCCUGGGUGAUGUACUACGCAGCCCUGAGCAUCUGGUCCUUUGUACGAGCAAUCAGCCGCCAGGAUGCACUUCAAGAGCCGGCCGGCCAUGCGAGUGGCCCGUUCCGUCCGGGGAAGCCGACUGCUGCCAACUACCGGCGCGUGGCCGCCUACCUGUCCAAUAUCGCGAGCCUUUACGACCUUACUGAGAGUACUGCGAUGAGCCUGGGCGAUGGCUUGCCGGAUUUGCUCGACGUCUUGAGCUCGGUGCUUGCCGAGGCACAUUCCGAGAUACUACAGGAAGCGCAUGAACGGCUGAGAGUGUGCAAGGAGAUGCUCACUAACCCCAGUGGGUGAGAGUGUGGUCAGGUCUCCUGGCCACUUGUCGUUGGCCACGCCGGGACGAAGAUAGCGGCAUUCUCCCUUUCAACACUGGGAGCCCCUCCCGAGUGGGGUAUACACCGGCGAGACAUG